This is a messenger RNA of Knipowitschia caucasica, 414 nucleotides long. The record is from the annotation of a GenBank genome assembly. NCBI's taxonomy places the organism in Eukaryota, Metazoa, Chordata, Actinopteri, Gobiiformes, Gobiidae.
AUGAGCAAGACGAGAGAGAUGAGCGAGACGAGAGAGAUGAGCGAGACGAGAGAGAUGAGCGAAACGAGAGAGAUGAGCGAGACAAGAGAGAUGAGCGAGACGAGAGAGAUGAGCGAGACGAGAGAGAUGAGCGAAAUGAGGGAGACGAGAGAUGAGCGAGACGAGAGAGAUGAGCGAGACGAGAGAGAUGAGCGAGACGAGAGAGAUGAGCGAGACGAGAGAGAUGAGCGAGACGAGAGAGAUGAGCAAGACGAGAGGGAUGAGCGAGACGAGAGAGAUGAGCGAGACGAGAGAGAUGAGCGAGAUGAGAGAGAUGAGCGAGACGAGAGAGAUGAGCGAAACGAGAGAGAUGAGCGAGACGAGAGAGAUGAGCGAGACGAGAGAGAUGAGCGAAAUGAGGGAGACGAGAGAUGA